AUGAUUAUUGAUGCAGCGAUCGUCACCGUCGAUCUCAUCCCCAUAGAUUCCUUGCUCAAUCAAUCCCUGACACCCUCAGAACGUAUCAAAAAUUCUUUGUUACGAUCGUUCAGACGCGCCGGAUUCCUCGCCGGAGCUUCUAAUGUCGCCCACAAAUUAGCUGCCACCGCCGACGUCGUGUACGACGACAGCGAAUACCUCAUGAAAUUCUCCGUCGGCACGCCGCCGGUUGAAUUCCUAGCCACCGCUGAUACCGGCAGCAACCUUAUCUGGAUCCAAUGCGAGCCCUGCGUCCACAGCUUCGACCAUAUUCGGCCGCUGUUCGAUCGGAGACGAUCGUCUUCUUACAGGCCGGUCGCCGCUGACACGCCGACUUGUAGGUCACUGGGGCGGAUGUCCCGCGCCGGCACAGACGACACGUGUCACUACUCUAUUAGUUAUGGAGAUGGGUCGACCUCCGCCGGAAAAAUCGCCACCGAAACGGUGGCGGUCGGAAAAUUGUCGGCCCCUAACAUCGUCAUCGGAUGCGGACAUGAUAACCGGGGAGCUUUCAGCAAAUACGCCGCCGGAAUCGUCGGCCUCGGCGCCGGAGAUGCGUCGCUGAUAAAUCAAUUAGGGAAAUCGAUCGAGGGCAAAUUCUCCUACUGCCUUGCACAGGCGUCGUUCAGUUUAGAGCCACGGAAAAUGAGCAAAAUGAUAUUCGGCGGCGGCGUUUCGGGGUGGGGGGUGGUGUCGACGCCGCUAGUGCAGAAACCAGGUUCCACUCACUACCACCUGAUGCUGGACGGAAUAACGGUGGGGAAUCGACGGCUGAAUUUGGCUCCAUCCAACGGCUCCUAUGCGUCGAAUUACGAUGGCACCAUAACCAUAGACACUGGAACAACCAUUACCUACCUUCCGCCGGAAUUGUACGAACCGUUGGCGGCCGCCGUCCACAGCCAGGUGAAGCUGAGGAAAAUGGCGGAUCCGAUGGGGUUGAUGAGGAUGUGCUACGAGUAUCUGACAGUUGCGGAUUUAGAGAAGCUUCCGGCAAUGACUGCCCAUUUCCGAGGUGGCAAUUUGAAGUUGAGAAAUUAUAAUUGUUUUACGAUGACCAGAGAGGGAACUGUGUGCCUGGCGUUUGAAUCGGCGCCCCGGGAGGGGAUGGUGCCGGUGUACGGGAAUCUAGCGCAGUCGAAUUUCAAGAUAGGGUUUGACUUGAAGAAGAUGAGGGUUUCCUUUAAGCCAUCGGAUUGCAGCUAA
Andrographis paniculata is the source of this 1242-nucleotide messenger RNA. Its product is annotated as aspartic proteinase CDR1-like. Lineage: Eukaryota; Viridiplantae; Streptophyta; Magnoliopsida; Lamiales; Acanthaceae. Gene Ontology annotation, biological process: proteolysis. Gene Ontology annotation, cellular component: extracellular region. Gene Ontology annotation, molecular function: aspartic-type endopeptidase activity. Bases 1 to 1242 code for a protein of 413 amino acids. The transcript has a single exon. The record is from RefSeq and is a predicted model, not a curated record.